UCUUACUCAGACAGAGUCAACGAAAGCCCUAAUCUUUCUUAUCUGACACAAACACUAACUCGUGUUUCAUAAUUUAUCUGUUAUUAAUGUUAUGCUCAAAUUAGGUAAUUUAUCAAUUAAUCUCUUUUUUUAUUUGGUCGUCUUCUAAAAAUCUCCAACUUUCUUCUCUUCCAUAGAACCUCAAAUUUCUAGGGUUUUAGGGGUUUUUCCUGAAUUGAAUUUCCCAGAUCGAGAUUCGCUGUUUCUCGAUUGGGGGUACUUUUCAACUAUUCCGGCGAUGGCGGAUGAGAAGAACGGUGGACGUCUGAGUGACGCUAGUGACUACUCAUCAGAGGACGAAGGAACAGAAGAUUACAGAAGAGGAGGUUACCAUACGGUUCGAGUCGGUGAUACUUUUAAGAAUGGAUCUUAUGUCAUUCAAAGUAAGCUUGGUUGGGGACAUUUCUCCACUGUCUGGCUCGCUUGGGACACUCUCAACUCUCGAUACGUAGCUUUGAAAAUCCAGAAGAGUGCUCAGCACUACACUGAAGCGGCCAUGGAUGAGAUAAAGAUAUUGAAACAGAUUGCAGAAGGCGAUGCGGAAGAUAAGAAGUGUGUUGUGAAGCUUCUUGAUCAUUUCAAGCAUGCUGGUCCUAAUGGGCAACAUGUUUGUAUGGUUUUUGAGUAUUUGGGAGAUAACCUCUUGUCGGUUAUCAAGUACAGUGAUUACCGAGGGGUUCCUCUUCAUAUGGUUAAAGAGAUCUGUUUUCAUAUCUUAGUUGGUUUGGAUUAUCUUCAUCGUGAACUUUCUAUUAUUCAUACUGAUAUCAAGCCGGAGAAUAUUCUGCUUUGUUCCACUAUUGACCCUGAAGCAGAUGCUCGGAAAUCGGGGAUUCCUCUUGUUCUUCCAACUGUGAAGGACAAGGCUGUUCCUGAGAGACCAGUUGAAAAAGAGAAACCUAAGAGUUAUACGUAUAGUGCGGAUUUGACUAAGAAUCAGAAGAAGAAGAUCCGUAAGAAAGCUAAGAAAGUGGAAGGUUCAGAGGAAAAUGAGAGAGACUCUUCUAACUCUGAGGCAAGACCAAAUGGAAAUGCAACUGUGGAGAGGUUGGAAGAGAGUUCUGAAAGAGUAAAAGAUGCAGAGAAUGUUAGUCAAAAGAGCCGGGGAAAUAGGAGAGGAAGCCAAUCCACGAGGCAAAAGUUACUUGCGGAUGUUGAUCGGAAAUGCAAGUUGGUGGAUUUUGGGAAUGCUUGUUGGACUUAUAAACAGUUUACGAGUGAUAUUCAGACAAGACAGUACCGGUGUCCUGAGGUUGUUCUUGGCUCAAAAUACUCAACCUCAGCGGAUAUGUGGUCAUUUGCUUGCAUUUGUUUUGAGCUUGCCACCGGAGAUGUUCUAUUCGAUCCUCACAGUGGUGAAAACUUUGAGCGAGAUGAGGAUCACUUGGCAUUGAUGAUGGAGCUUCUCGGGAUGAUGCCACGAAAGAUUGCAUUAGGUGGACGCCAUUCGCGGGAUUUCUUCAACCGACAGGGUGAACUACGGCACAUCAGGCGGUUACGGUUUUGGCCACUUAGCAAGGUCUUAACAGAUAAAUAUGACUUCAGCGAGGAAGACGCAAUUGCUAUGCAAGAUUUCAUCACUCCCAUUCUUCAAUUUGUACCUGAGAAGAGACCGACGGCUGCUCAGUGCCUAACGCACCCAUGGUUGAAUCCGGUCCCUAAAUCACUGAAACCGUCAUCGAGUCCACAAAAUCCCAAAGAAGAAGAAGAGGAAGCGUCGGAUGAGGAUAAAGAUAAGGAAAAGGUUGAGAGGGAAGCCAUGGAGGCAGGUGUUGGAAAUAUCGCCAUUGAUGGCUCGGAAAGAAAGACCUCAGCAAGAGAAGGUCGUCAAUCAGCUCGUGAUCUUCGUACUUAAGAAACAAAUAUAAAUGCCUGAAAAAGUUUUGUAUUUGUCUUUGAAUUUCUUCUCUGGGAAUCGAAGAUUUAGAUACUGUAUUGUUUUUUAUCCCUUUACUCUCGAAAACAGUUUUGAUAAACCCUAUAUUUGAAUUUUCAUUUGCUUUCGAACCAGUUUAUUAAAUGAUACAUUGAUCUUACAACAUUACCAAGCAAUGAGGACAUAGCACACAAGUCACUGGGGUUCAAUGGAGACCACAACAAUAAAUAUUUAUCAGACAUUUGAUGAACUCACCUCGCUCUAACUACUAGUAGGGGCCUAAUGCCAUAAUGUAACUGUGAUGAAUGAAAUUCACUUUCUUCACGGAUUUUAAACCUGUAAUAUUUACGUAUAUUUUGAGCGCU
Molecule: messenger RNA, 2280 nt
Organism: Arabidopsis thaliana (thale cress)
Lineage: Eukaryota; Viridiplantae; Streptophyta; Magnoliopsida; Brassicales; Brassicaceae
Product: Protein kinase superfamily protein
Exons: 4
Coding region: 278-1894 (538 amino acids)
Molecular function (GO): protein kinase activity; protein serine/threonine kinase activity; ATP binding
Source: RefSeq, marked reviewed